UUAAACUGAAAAUAACAAGGAUGGCUCCUAUGGUUACCAGAAACUGAACAAAAACUCAUCUCCUAUUCAUUCUUUUAAUUAAACUUUUCACCUCUUCUGUCAUAAAGCAUGAAUAAUCACAAUGUUUUUCUCUAUUAAAUCUCAGGGUUAUCUACCUUACCUUGCUGCAAAUACAUCUUAAUAGGGAGCUUAAGCAACGAUGACAAUGACGCUGAGGACGACGCCUAGUAAAAAAAUGAAUUUAUAUUUUACAAGCAAAAUUCGCAAUUGUCUAGAUCUGUUUGGUACCCUAAUGGCUCUAAAAAUGUGCUUAAGCUAAAUAUGCAACGACGGCGUUCAGUUGCAAAUGGAAAUACGAAAAAUUAGUCGUCCUCAUCCACGAUCCGUAGACGACACAGAACUUGGUCAUUUCUUGUUGUUGUUUUGCAGAGGAUGCCAAAGAAAUGUACAAAGAUUUAUACGCACGUGCACAGCUAUUGUUUUGCUCAGUAAAUCUUUUGUUUAGUGAUGUUCUCAUUGCCGUCUUCAUCAUGGUCUGCUUAAGCUUCCUAAUGACAUUUUAAUAGAACUCUUAUUGAUGAUAUCAGAAAGAUGCAUGUUGAGAGGAAAAUACAUUUAUAAUAAGAAAAUUGAAAGUCAAGGAAAGGCAAAUAAAAAUGUGUUCUUAGUUCCUUGUAAACACUGGGAUUUGGGGGCAUCCCUCUUCCCCUAGGAAUUUUCUAUUUUUAGAGGGUUGAAAAUAUAAUUUCCCAUGCUUUCCAGAGAACAGAUCAUAAAUCAAAACAUGGGAAAACUUUCACUAGUAUUUAGUCACUUAUGUUGUGUAUAUGUCAACCUUCAGGAUAAUUAUUAGGCCAGUUGUGAGUAACCUAACGUGUCAGUGUUUCAAAAUGAGUCCUCAUGCAAAACCUUUCAUGUAAAAAAUGAGGUUGAUUUGCAUGAAAAUGAAUCUUAUUGUAGAGGGAACACAUUUUCAUAUCACAAGUGAGAUCUUCAGACUACAGAAACCACAGACAAUUACAGAAACCACAGACAACAGAGGGAUUCUGUCGGUCGCGGAAUUAUAUAAAUUUAGUGUUUGGUUUUCACUUUAUCCCAAGAUUUACCCUCCCUCAUUAUAUCUUAAUUACUGAAAGUCUAAAUAAUUGCUUUUCUUUCAUAUCAAGAGUCACAUCAAGUCCUUAGUUUGAUGGAAAAAAAAAGAAUUGACAAGCAAGCUGGCACAGAUGGUUACUCAAGUGAAGCAACAGUUAAUUCAAUACGUCUAGAAAAAGGGAUGAUUAAAAAUUCAAAAUUUUGGUUGCUUUGCUAACCUUGCUAGAUAUUUUAAUAUCAUCCUUGGUUAAAAUAGCAACUCGAUAUAAUUAUCUUAGAAAACAGUUGUACAAUGAAAGCACUGAUAUGGAUCAUUUGCACUUGAGUGAUUCAACUGCCACCCCUGCCAAUCAUUCAGUCCCGUUGGCCCUGCACAUUGCAUUCAUUUGAUGGUUUGUGAAAAUAGUUUUUUUUUUUCAUUAAAAAUAUCCCAAACCCUCUUCAUUAGUGUUUAAUUAGGAUGUGAGCAGUUAUCUAAAUUCUUGUAUAACAAAAACAAUUAAAGGAUUUAUUUUGAAACAAAACAGAUUUGUUCCAUGACCAGUAGAAACUCAUCUGUUUUGUGGGUCUUCUGUAGUUGAAGAUCUUGCUUGUGACUGGUUAUUUAUGCAAUAAACAUUCCAAACGUAUUCAUAUUCAGUGUUCAGAUUUUUUUUUCAAGUUUGACUGUGAAUACUGGUAUUUAGCAGACAAUUUUCCCCAAUUUAAAUGAAGGAAAUACUUUUUCCUGGGUUUUCAGAGGUUAAUGCAUGUGUGUAGGUGCUUGUGGUCAUUAUAUGCCCCAGCUGCUACUCAGCAUCUGUCCUUUUUGCACCAUGCAAUACAAUGAAGACCUCUGUCAUUGUUACCACUGCUAGUCACUUACAAUACUCGUGAUGCUACAUGUAGUAAGAGAAACUGGAAGACUAGCUUUGCCAGAUGCAGAAUAUUUUUGUCAUGUGUUCUAUAAGAGCUGGCAUCCACAGUCAAGUGUUGAUUGUUACCCUUGAUCGACACUCAAUCAAUACUCAAUUGACACUCCCUCAACACUCAGUCAACAUCUCGGUCGACAGUCAGUUGAGAAUUCACUAAUUUUCGCAGGCACGACAUUGAGUGUGGAUCAAUAUAAAUGAAUUGGUCAACACCUGGCCAGCUAUCAACUGACUGUCAGUGAAGUGUUGAUCAGGUGUUGAUAGAGAUGUUGACCGAGUGUCAGCCAAGUAUCGAUUAAGAUGUCCAUUGAGUGUUGGUUGAUCAACAGUUUUUGUUGUUGUUUUGUUUUGUUUUCCUUUUCAAUUCACAUUUUCAGCUUUGAAGUAGGUGACUUUAAUCUUGGGGUGGAUGGCUUUAAUUAAGUGUCGGCAUAAUAAUGUCAGUGCUAAUCUUAAAGUUGAUCCCUCACAUAAAGUGACUCAAGGAAGGGAUGCCAGUCCAUGAUAGCUUGCCUCUACACCUUUAUAAACGUGGUUGGAGAGAGGUAAUGUGAAAGUAAAGUGUCUUGCACAAGAGCACAAUGUAGUAACCCCAUCCAGCUCUUGCGGCCAGACCACUCAAUUCAGAGUCCUGCCUAAACCACUAGGCAACCAACCCUAUACUUAGUUUAAUGUCUGUCUUUUCCAUCUUUAGAUCCAAGAACUUCAAAUUGGUUAUUUGUUCCAUCCAUCUGGUCUCCUGUAACUGCAGUAAUAACUUAUUUGUUGUUAGUAUGGCUGGUUCCAAGAGUCAUGAGAUCCAGAGAAGCUUUCAAACUUACCACCCUACUAGUAAUUUACAAUGCUGCUUUGACAUUACUGAAUUUAUACAUCUGUGUUGAGCUUUUGAUUUCAACUAUUGAUGCUGGGUAUAGUUAUUCCUGUCAAGAGUUUUCAAUGAGUUCUGAACCCAAGGAAAUGAGGAUUGCUUCAGUCCUGUGGUGGUUUUAUUUCUCCAAAAUUGUGGAACUUUUCGACACUAUGUUUUUCCUUCUCCGUAAGAAGAACAAUCAAGUAACUUUCCUUCAUGUUUAUCACCACACAACUAUGGUUGGCUUGUGGUGGAUUGGAAUGAAGUGGGUAGCGGGUGGACAGUCAUUUUUAAGUGCAAUGAUUAAUUCUAUGGUACACGUCUUUAUGUACACUUACUAUGGUAUGUCAGCUGUACCAAGUUUAAGGAAAUACCUUUGGUGGAAAAAGCAUCUAACACAAUUUCAGUUGACCCAGUUUUGUAUGCUUCUCUGUCAUGGUGUUGUCUCACUCUAUGUCAAGUGUAACUAUCCUCUGUGGAUGCAGUAUGCCUUGAUUGGUUACAUGAUCUCCUUCCUUGUUUUGUUCUCAAAUUUUUACAUUCAUGCAUACUUUACCAGGAAGUUCAAUAGGCAUGAAAAGGGUGUAGCAAAUGGAACAGUCAGGGAAAGUGCUGAUAUCAUGGCAAACGGUAAAGUCAUGACUAAUGGAGAAGUCAUAGCAAAUGGGAUAGCAAGCUCCGAUGUUGAAGAUAGGAAGAAGCGCAUUUAAUAUCAAGAUAGAUGGUAGAGAUUUAGGACAAAAGUUGAUGUUUAUUUCAAAAGUUCACAUCAUUUCUCUCUCCUAUGUAGCGGCUCAACAAGGUGUGUUUGUGAGAUUGCGAGAUUUUUUAUGUAGGCUAAAAGCCUUUGCAGAGGAAAAGAAAUAUCCUGGUUUGUAAUUUUAAUCUGGGUUGGGGGGGGGGGGUAUUAAGGGUUAUUUUUUAUGUGGUGGUUUUAAGGCGCUAGCAAUGGAAGUCAAGGCAAGAAAAUGACUCUAAUGGACUAAGGCCUUGAAGGCAAGAAAAGUGACAGUUUAGUAGGAGCUGUUCCAUUCCAAAAUACUGUAAAAAGGUAACUGAAUUUAUGAUACAAAACGCUGCAGGGCUGGCUGUCUAAAAAAAAACUGAUAAUAUAUCUUAUCUUUCAUGUACAUGCACAUACCCAAAAUGUAUAUUACAAAGUCAUUUACUUCAGUAUAACAAAAUGUAUUUAGCUCAUAUGCAUAACAUACAGAAAUUAAGUGAUGAUUAUAAUUAUUGUUAAAUACAUUGCAUAAUAAAAUGAUCAUAUAAUAUAAAUUUAUACAUGUAGAUCAAAAAAGACAGUGUGUGUUUAUACAAAGAAUCAAUUUAGCUCUCAGGGUCCCAAGUUAUUUAGGACUCCAGGUUUAGAAGCUAAAAUACAUUUAACAACCAAGCCCCUGUUGCUUUACCUCAAGGCCCUUAAGAACAGAAAUAAGCAUCUAUUUCCAGGCUCUAACAAAGAAAAGUUUUUGAAUUCACACAAGGGUUCCAGAGACACCCCUCUCCUCUCUUCCUUGGGACCCUAAGCACUAAAUGUUUUAAAUUAGAAUAUUUUAUCUUUAGAACCAAAUUGAGAGAGUUUGUUAGUCUUAGCUUGCACAGCAGAUAGUGAAAAUUAUGGGAGGGAAGAGUGAGGAAAAUUUUGUUAGGAAUAAGCACAAUCGUAAGGAAAUUGGUGAGGACAAGUUUCAUACACAACUACAAGGAAAUUGUGUUCUGCUUUCAAAUUAUUUCCGUGG
Molecule: messenger RNA, 4598 nt
Organism: Orbicella faveolata
Lineage: Eukaryota; Metazoa; Cnidaria; Anthozoa; Scleractinia; Merulinidae
Product: very long chain fatty acid elongase 4-like
Biological process (GO): sphingolipid biosynthetic process; fatty acid elongation, saturated fatty acid; fatty acid elongation, monounsaturated fatty acid
Cellular component (GO): endoplasmic reticulum membrane
Molecular function (GO): fatty acid elongase activity
Source: RefSeq, a predicted model, not a curated record